Brugia malayi is the source of this 1218-nucleotide messenger RNA. It is a transcript of the gene Bma-acc-4, whose product is annotated as putative glycine receptor like protein T20B12.9 in chromosome III, putative. Gene Ontology annotation, biological process: signal transduction; chloride transmembrane transport; regulation of membrane potential. The transcript is spliced from 13 exons. The coding region runs from base 1 to 1218 and encodes 405 amino acids. Gene Ontology annotation, cellular component: membrane; neuron projection; synapse. Gene Ontology annotation, molecular function: transmembrane signaling receptor activity; extracellular ligand-gated monoatomic ion channel activity; chloride channel activity. The record is from RefSeq and is a predicted model, not a curated record. Lineage: Eukaryota; Metazoa; Nematoda; Chromadorea; Rhabditida; Onchocercidae.
AUGACAUUAUCAGUAUUAUUAUGCACAUAUACAAUUAUCAUUGGACAAAAAAUUCAUGCACAGCACGUUGAAUAUGAAAUGCCACUGAAUCAUACUGAUAAGAGCGAAAUUACAAGAAGUGAUAUUGUGGAGAGUCGGCCAAUCAACAAGAAUAAAACAUGCGCAAAUGAUGCAAUGAUCAUUACCGAACUGUUAAAGAACUAUGACAAGCAUAAAAUACCUGGUGGAAGUAAUGUACAAGUUUCUGUUGAGAUAUGGGUGCAGGAGAUUUCAAAAAUAAUCGAAAUAACAAGUGAAUUUGAGUUAGAUAUUUAUGUAACAGAGAAAUGGAUUGAUCCAUCAUUGGCAUAUAGUCAUAUGAAUCCAUGCAAAAAGAAUAUGUCCGUAGAUGGUGGUAAAAUAUUGCCACAAAUAUGGAAUCCUCAUGCAUGUUUUGUUAAUAGUAAAGAUGCAUCAAUCCAUCGUAGUCCGUUCAGUAAUAUUUUCUUGCAAAUUUAUAGCGAUGGUAAUGUAUGGCAUAAUUACAGGAUUAAAUUAACAGGUCCUUGUUUUAAUGCCUUGCGAACAUUCCCAAUUGAUAAACAACGUUGUAUGCUAUUUUACGAAUCAUUCAAUCAUAAUUAUGAUCAGGUGGCAAUGGAAUGGACAGAAACAGCUCCACCAAUAACAAUUUUAAAAGAAAAUAUAACAUUACCUGAUUACGUACUUGUGGAUUAUACAGCAUCUAGUGUUAGACGACUAUAUCCGCCAGGAAUGUGGAAUGAAUUAGUUGCUACAUUCACAUUUCAACGUCUUUAUGGUUUUUAUAUAUUACAGGUUUAUGUGCCUGCAUAUAUCUCUGUAUUCAUAUCAUGGGUUUCAUUUUGUGUCGGACCUAAUCUUCCUUCAAGAACAAUAGUUGGUGUGAAUUCACUUCUUGCCCUAACAUUUCAAUUCGGAUCUGUUGUAAGCAAUUUGCCUAAAACAAGUGAUGUUAAAGCAAUUGAUGUAUGGAUUUUAAGUUCAAUGGCAUUCAUAUUUGCAUCAUUGAUAGAACUUGCUGCAGUAGGUUAUAUGCGACGAAAUGGGUCAACUAUUACAGUUAGAUGUAAUUGUUCGAUAUUUUGCUUAAAAUGUCCAAUAUGGACAGCAAAUAAAUUAGAUAGGAUAUCAUCGGUAAUAUUUCCAGCUUUUUUUGUUAUAUUUAAUAUAUGGUAUUGGUUUUUCUUUCUUGGGUAA